Molecule: messenger RNA, 2541 nt
Organism: Pectinophora gossypiella (pink bollworm)
Lineage: Eukaryota; Metazoa; Arthropoda; Insecta; Lepidoptera; Gelechiidae
Gene: Idi
Product: isopentenyl-diphosphate Delta-isomerase 1
Exons: 6
Coding region: 157-921 (254 amino acids)
Biological process (GO): isoprenoid biosynthetic process; isopentenyl diphosphate biosynthetic process
Cellular component (GO): cytoplasm
Molecular function (GO): isopentenyl-diphosphate delta-isomerase activity
Source: RefSeq, a predicted model, not a curated record
GACAAGUUUCUUGGUGCAGCUGUUGGUUGGAAUUCGGUGAAAUAGGUAUUAAAUUAACUCAAUUCUACUAUUAUCGACUAAAAUAGUGAUUUUAGAGGCGCUAUUUAGUAAGGAAACCUAGUUGUCUUCGUCUCAGACUUUUGGAAGAAGAUAAAGAUGCUUGUCCGGGGGCUCAGCAGGACACUAUGGAGCACACUGCGGUUGGAAACCCGUCUCCUGUCAUCAAAAACUGUUAAUCCUGAACCUGCCAUUGAAACAAAAGAUGGAGUGGAUCCUGUGCAGGCUGAAUCACUAGAUAGGGAUAUAUGCCUGUUAGUGGAUGAGAAGGACACAUUCAUUGGCACAGCAACUAAAAGGGAGUGCCACAAGGUGGCCCCCGAUGGUAGCAUUCCACUGCACAGAGCAUUCAGUGUCUUCCUGUUCAACAAACGUGGGGAUAUGCUCCUGCAGAGGAGAUCUAGCCAGAAGGUGACAUACCCGGACUACUACACAAAUGCGUGCUGCAGCCACCCGCUGUUCAUCGACAACCAACAAGAGGAUGUCAUCACCGCAGCCAGGAGGAGGCUCAACUUGGAACUGGGAAUACCUUUGAACCAGAUGGAGCCGGAGCAGUUCACGUUCCUGACGCGGAUCCACUACCACGACCCCGGCGACGGCGUGUGGGGCGAGCACGAGGUGGACCACAUCCUGGUGUUACAGGCCGACGUCAAGAUCAAGCCCAACUCGGACGAGAUAUCAGAGUACUGCUUCGUGCCCAAGAAUGAGUUUAACUCGUUCCUCCCAACCCUAGAGGGGCCAAUCACCCCCUGGUUCAACAUGGUACGCAGACACCGGCUUAAGCUAUGGUGGGACAACCUUCACCGCAUCAAGGAACUCGCUCAACCAGACAAGAUACACAAGUUUAAGACAGACGACAAAUAAAUGCAACUUUACUUUUAAAAAUGAAAUUUAACAAAUACUGGCUGCUUAUUUUUUAAUUGUAUUCGUAGCUGUACCGUUUUGGGUUUGGAUCAAUCCAAAUCUUUCAUCCUUAAAAAAAAUGUCCGUAUACACAACAGGACCCUUCGUCUGAUUCGAUCGACAACCAGAGUUUCACUUUCGUAAUAUUUAGUACCUUCCGAGUAGUGUAAGAAAAAUAAUAGUACCUUUACAGUUAAACAAAAAACUUGAAUUAAUUUCCAGCAGGACCCUCCGUGGUUUGAAGGUCUUCAGACCAUUGGUGUAUAUCCCUGUAUAGCGGUGCAUUAGUACCUUCAGAUUAUCUUCGUUUUCUUUUAAAACAAAUAUUAGUUUAUAAGAAAUAAAUCUACAAAAUUUUUAUACUGCCAGCAGGACCCUUUUUUGUUUUGGUGCUUUCAGUCCAGACAUUCAUAUUUCCUAGCAGCAGUAUAUUAGUACUUUUCAAAAAAAUAUCGCUUAAUUAAAAAAAACCUAACCAUUAUUAGCACAAAAAUAUUUUAAAUAACCUGAACGACAAUACGUAACUGCACAAAUGAACCUCUGUUACUAAUAUGCGAUAUGACACUACGAAAUCGGUUAUUUUUUUUCAUCUACCCUCAAUUUUGUAAAUUAUUGAAUUAUAUGUUCUUCGACGAUUAAACUACGUACCUACCUAAAAUAACAUGAAAACUAAAUUUUUAUUUAAUUGGUUGCAUCACAUAAAUAAAACAAUAAUAGGUAAAGUAAACUCCGGGAAUAGAAGUAACGUUAUGCUAUUUAGAAUAUUUUCCCUGAUAAUGAAUCAGAGUCUUAUUACUAUUACUUUAUACUACUCAUUUUUUAACGAAGCGAUAUUUUUUUGAAAAGUACUAAUAUAUUGCUGCUAGGAAAUAUGACUGUCUAGACUGAGAGCACCAAAACAAAAAAGGGUCCUGCUGGCAGUAUAAAAAUUUUGUAGAUUUAUUUCUUAUAAACUAAUAUUUGUUUUAAAAGAAAACGAAGAUAAUCUGAAGGUACUAAUGCACCGCUAUACAGGGAUAUACACCAAUGGUCUGAAGACCUUCAAACCACGGAGGGUCCUGCUGGAAAUUAAUUCAAGUUUUUUGUUUAACUGUAAAGGUACUAUUAUUUUUCUUACACUACUCGGAAGGUACUAAAUAUUACGAAAGUGAAACUCUGGUUGUCGAUCGAAUCAGACGAAGGGUCCUGUUGUGUAUACGGACAUUUAAAAAAAUAAAUAUUCUAGCUAAAUAUUCAAAUAACUUUUUUAUUUUAUUUCCGAAAUUAAAUAAUUGAAUAAUAUUAAAAUCUAGUGGCCAGUAUUUUUUCCAACAGAGUGUAGGUUUUAGUUCGGGAAAAGAUUAAUUUUAUUGCAUAUUUAUUGUAUUGUAUUACCUAUUAUUGCUUUUUAUUAUGUAUAAGUAGAAUUCGUUAUUAUAUUAUAAUCAAAAGUGCAUUAUUGUAGAUAGUCUAGUCUAUGGCCACCUAAGUUUAUACGAUUGAUAAUUUGUAUAUGAUAUCUUUAUGGGGAUAGAUUACCUUGUAUUAUAAAAAAUCGAUGUAAAACGGGUGCUUCUAAUUCUAAUACAGAUUUCUACCUAA